Coprinopsis cinerea okayama7#130 is the source of this 561-nucleotide messenger RNA. RefSeq lists its product as hypothetical. The transcript has 2 exons. Bases 1 to 561 code for a protein of 186 amino acids. The record is from RefSeq and is a predicted model, not a curated record. Lineage: Eukaryota; Fungi; Basidiomycota; Agaricomycetes; Agaricales; Psathyrellaceae.
AUGGACUCUCCAUGGGACGACAGCAUUGACGACGAUGUCCACCGUCGUGAGGUCGAAUGGGACAACAUAGCCUCCAAUUUCACAAAUGCUGGAUACAGGGAAGGAAUCACCGCUGGGAAGGAGGGAGCCCUACAGGAAGGCUUUGACUCAGGCUUCGAGACCACAGGGGCGCCGCUAGGCCGAGAGGUGGGCCGCGCAAGAGGAAUCGCAUCGGCCAUUUUAUCCCUUCUCAACGAUACCCCGCACGCCCUAGGACUGGACGAGUCUGCCGCGAACGACAUCCGGGAUAUAGCCUCCCAGCUCUCGAAUAUCAGGUUCUCGGACAUCGCGCCACCCGAUCUGGAGGCGGAGGAGCACGAACGCGAGCACAGGCUGGCCAACGGAGAGUCGAUGGACGUGAAUGAAGAGAUCCAGGCCAAGAAUGAUGUCGAGGGGCUCGAGGACAUGCUGGCUGGAAUGGGGUCCUCAACGAAUUCAACCAAACGACCCACCAUGGAUGAUUUUAGGUCCUUGGUGUCGCGACUAAACUCGUUCACGACGUCGAUCGGCCUCGGUUUGUAA